Artibeus jamaicensis (Jamaican fruit-eating bat) is the source of this 820-nucleotide messenger RNA. RefSeq names its product sodium-dependent neutral amino acid transporter SLC6A17-like. NCBI's taxonomy places the organism in Eukaryota, Metazoa, Chordata, Mammalia, Chiroptera, Phyllostomidae. Gene Ontology annotation, cellular component: membrane. The coding region runs from base 29 to 817 and encodes 262 amino acids. The transcript has 4 exons. Gene Ontology annotation, biological process: sodium ion transmembrane transport. The record is from RefSeq and is a predicted model, not a curated record.
GAGUUAGGGGACCUGUGGGAAGAAAGCCAUGGAUCCAGUCAAAGACACAGAAAAGCAAGAGCCCCAAACCUCCAGAUCCCUGACCCUGAAGCUCACAACCAAGGAAACUCUGGCCUCCAAGACCCAGAGCUCCUUUGUGCAGACUAAAAGCACCGAGACUCUCUUGAUCCAGCUGGCCUUCACCAUCGGGCUCGGCAACCUGUGGCGUUUCCCUUAUCUGUGUCAACAGAAUGGAGGAGGCGACUUUAUCCUGGUGUACCUCUUCAUGCUCCUCUUGUUUGGGAUCCCCCUCUUGUACAUGGAGAUGAUCGUCGGGCAGUGGCUGCGCAUGGACAACGUUCAGCUGUGGAAGCAGCUGGUCCCCUGGAUGGGCGGCAUUGGCUACGCCAACGUUCUGGUAUGCGUCUUGGUAAGCAUGUAUCAUAGCGCCAUCGUCGGCUGGAGCCUUGCUUACCUGCGCUACUCCUUCCAUUAUCCCCUGCCCUGGACCACAUGCCCUCGGACAACGAACAAGACCUUCAACAUCACCCGCUUCUCCUGCCUUAAUACUGUGACCCCCCAGUACUUCUGGUACCACAUCGCCCUGACCAUCUCCGACCAACUGGAGGAAGGGGUCCAGGCCCUCGUCCCCAAACUUACCCUGAACAUCUUCACAGUCUGGUUGAUCCUCUUCAUUUUCAUGAGCGUAGGGAUAAAGGCCUCACUGACGGUAAGCCCCCCACCAUGCCCGGACCUCCUCACCUUUGCACAUCCUGACAACCCAGGGAUCCCUGUCCCCACGCCGUCCAACUCCUUCCCGACCACCUCUCUUCUCUGACCC